Thalassophryne amazonica is the source of this 1429-nucleotide messenger RNA. RefSeq names its product indoleamine 2,3-dioxygenase 2-like. Lineage: Eukaryota; Metazoa; Chordata; Actinopteri; Batrachoidiformes; Batrachoididae. The record is from RefSeq and is a predicted model, not a curated record. Gene Ontology annotation, biological process: 'de novo' NAD+ biosynthetic process from L-tryptophan. Bases 122 to 1252 code for a protein of 376 amino acids. Gene Ontology annotation, cellular component: cytoplasm. The transcript is spliced from 10 exons. Gene Ontology annotation, molecular function: L-tryptophan 2,3-dioxygenase activity; metal ion binding; heme binding.
UAGAUUGAACGAAUAUGAGAGAAAUGUCCAGGCAGACUUUGACGCAUAUGAUAUUUCUGAGCAGUGUGGAUUCCUUCUUGAAGACCCACUGACCAACCUUCCAGAGUAUUAUCAAGUAUGGAUGGACCUGGCAAAUAAUAUAACACAUCUGCUAGAGACACGGAAACUACGGGAUAUGGUCCACCAGAUUCCCGUCUUGAGUCCUCAUCUCCUCAGCAGCCAUCGGGAGCUCAGGCUGGCUCACCUAGCUCUGGGCUUCAUCACCAUGGGAUACGUAUGGCAGGAAGGAAAGCAUGCACCUGCUCAGACUCUUCCCAAAGCUGUGGCCUGGCCUUACUGGCUGAUAUCUCACAAACUUGGCCUUCCACCCAUCCUGACCUAUGCUGACAUAAUUUUGGCCAACUGGAAACUGAGGGAUCCCACGGGGGAUUUGGAAAUUGGGAACAUGGAUGCCAUAUUUUCUUUUCCUGGUAGUGAAACUUAUCAGGGAUUUGUGUGUGUUUCAAUACUGACUGAGAUGGCUGCAAGUUCAGGCAUCAAGGGGAGUCUGGAGGUGGUGCACGCUCUGAAGUUCUCUGACCUCACUGGGAUACAGAGAGGUCUCAUCACAGUGACUCAGUCUCUGAAGAAGAUUAAGGAAACAUUCAAACUCAUGCACAAUCACGUGGAUCCAACUGUGUUUUAUGGAACUCUGAGAAUUUUUUUUUCAGGGUGGCGAGACAACCCCAUGCUUCCACACGGGUUACUGUAUGAUGGAGUGAGCAAUGACCGAAUUAUGCUGUCAGGUGGAAGUGCAGCCCAGAGUUCAUCCUUGCAGUGCUUCGAUGCUUUGCUAUGCAUCCAGCAUGAUGGGGAACCAGGAGCUUUCCUGAAACGCAUGAGGGAUUACAUGCCUCCAGCCCACCGUCAACUGAUAGAACAUCUGUCGCUUUGUCCAUCACUGAGAGACUUCAUCCAGUCCCGUUCCAGCCGCACUCUCUGCCAGGCCUAUAAUGAAUGUGUCUCAGCCCUGGUGGAGCUACGGAAUUACCACUUCAACAUUGUGGCAAAGUACAUCAUUAUACCCAGUAACCGUGGUUAUGCCAAGGGUUGCCCAUUCAGUGGUGGUAGGAGCAAAAACAGCGCUGCAGGUACAAGUGGAUCCAACUUCAUUGUCUUCCUCAAGAGUGUUCGGAACACAACCAAAGAAGCACUCAUAUCUGAGCAGGAUCUGCAUCCAGAAAACAUCCAGAAGGGAGAAGUUCUUGAUUGAUUAGUUGUGUCAUCGGGCAAUACACGUGAAAAAUAUGAUCCCAGUUAUGAUUUAAUUAAAACAUAUCUGAAUUUUAAACAUGAAAAUUUCCAGAGUUGAUGUAUGUGAAGAUUAAAUACACACACACACACACACACACACACACACACACACACACACACACACACACACACACAC